This is a messenger RNA of Talaromyces amestolkiae, 1455 nucleotides long. RefSeq lists its product as uncharacterized. The coding region runs from base 1 to 1455 and encodes 484 amino acids. The transcript has 2 exons. NCBI's taxonomy places the organism in Eukaryota, Fungi, Ascomycota, Eurotiomycetes, Eurotiales, Trichocomaceae. The record is from RefSeq and is a predicted model, not a curated record.
AUGCCUCCUCUUUCGAGACAUACAGCUGGAGCACCACUAACGCGAGCUGGUGGCAGAUUUAUAGCACGAGGAUCCCAGAACGAUGCAAUACCCAAAGAAGAACCCAGCCAAAGUCUAAAAGCGGAACCUGCCACCGACGAUGAGCCAUUGAGUUCUAGUGAGGAGGAGAGCGAUAGCGAACGAUUAAGGAAGCAAGAGGAAGAGGAAGAGGAAGAGAGGAAGAAAGAAGAGGAUCGACAGGCUGAGCAGAAAGUUGCAAAGGAUAUUAGCAAGAAAGGCGCGGGCAAACGAAAGCGGGAUGAUGGGAACAAGAGCAAUCCGCCUUCUUCAAGUACACCCAGGGAGGAUGACGGGUCUUUCUUUGGUGGUAUCAGAUCAUCACAGAAGAGCAGCAGUCAGGGAUACGGGAACAAAUCCAGUGGGAACAAMCCUGCCGUAUUCCAAAUGCCCCAGGAAGUAUAUUUGAAGGACAGGAAAUUUGAAAGUUUCGAAAACUUCAAGAAUCCAAAAAAGAUCACCAUUGCAAGCCCUCGCAAGUCGCAAAAAAAGACUAGAGGAUCGACUGCCAAUGGCUCCAAGAAAAAAAAAGACACUAUAUUCCGUAUGCCUGCGCCCCUUAAGGAGGACCCAUCUGACAAUAUGCCAUUGUCGGUCAGCCAUUUCAAGGAACCUCCAGGGCAGUCUACCACAAGCGCCCCCAGUUCUGCAUACACUGCCGCAGACUUCGAUUUCGAUUUUGAUGACUUAUCAUCACUCAGCUCGCCGCCGUCUGAAUUGGCUUCGUUAUUAUCAGCAGAUGAUGAUGAGUACAUGCAAAAUGCACCCGCGAAAAUAGACCAGUCGCUUUGCCCCAACUGCAACGCCCCUGUCAACCCAGAAAUACUACGCGAAUAUCUUCUAAGGCCAAAUCGACGUUUAAAAGACGAUCGUCUCUUUUGUGAAAGUCACAAGAUGAAUACGGCAGAGAAGGAUUGGACGGAUAACAAAUAUCCCACGAUUGAUUGGGAUGUGUUCGACAAGCGAAUUCAAGAACAUCUUUCAGAACUUGAACGCCUUCUAGUACCUAACCCUUCGACGUUUUUCCGCGGUCGUUUUGAGAGCACUUUGAGUGAUGGACAAGCCAAAGUCUUCAAGUUUGACUUGGAGGGCGAUAGUAUAGAAGGGUUGUCGUGCGGUUAUUACGGUCCUCAAGGGGCAAAUAAAAUGUUGAACUUUAUAACGUCAAAAUACUCCGGCAAGCUCCGUCAACUAGCGGCUACGGACAAGGUCGUCAAAGCCGCGGGAGCAGCUGCAUAUGCGCAAGCUGUGCUUGUCCCAGAAUUGACCGUCCUUUUAAUCAAAGAAGAUAUGAAGGUCGACAGUCAGGACGCUCGGCAAAUCCUGAGGGAAAGCACUGAGAUUGGAUUAAGACUCAAUCCAGCAGAACAGGAUCAGAUCCAUGUGGCAGAAAACUGA